Molecule: messenger RNA, 2070 nt
Organism: Penicillium taxi
Lineage: Eukaryota; Fungi; Ascomycota; Eurotiomycetes; Eurotiales; Aspergillaceae
Product: protein phosphatase regulator GAC1
Exons: 2
Coding region: 1-2070 (689 amino acids)
Biological process (GO): regulation of glycogen biosynthetic process
Cellular component (GO): protein phosphatase type 1 complex
Molecular function (GO): protein phosphatase 1 binding; glycogen binding
Source: RefSeq, a predicted model, not a curated record
AUGCCAUACACCGCGCCGUGGAAGCCGACGCUCGCCGCGCAGCACAUUGAGUAUUCCAAUUAUCCUACCGACGGCUGUUCUGAACGAGCUGGUUUAGUUCGUUCGCAGUCGGAACUCCUGCAGAACUCCCGACCUUAUUCUUCAACCUCAUACGUUCGUCGGCAUCGGAGGACCCCGUCGAUCAGCAGCAAACCCACAGUGCGGUCAUCGGAGGAAUCCACCGCACCUCAAUUCAUUGGCUCUAAUACCUCUGUUCUACGUCAGUCCCCACCACCAUUGAACAAUGCAGCUAUUCCACCCGGGGCUAUAAUGUCUCCUCCCGAAUCCGCUCUCAACUCCAGUGACGAGGAGUGCUCCUCACUGCAGCAGGGUAUCAAUAUCGAAGAACUCACAGCUGCAGUCAAGGGUAUAGAGCAACGGAAACCCACAUCACCAGAUAUGGGACCCGCAGAUGAGUUCGGAACCGAGGCUCCAUCCUCAUCAAGUCAAUCACCUUCCAGAUCAAUUCCAACGUCUAUUUCGACGUCAAGCUCAGCUAAAGACAACCUGAAACCCAGUUUGAAGUUAGGCUCGAAUUCCAAUAAGCGCUUGUCGAAAGAAGCUCGGAAGAUCUCCCACUCCCGCUCCUCCACUGAAACAGAUAUCGACCGCAAACGGGAUGAAGUUUUGAUCAGCUCUCCAGAUGACAGUGAUGCCGAGUCUAUCUGCUCAUUGCAGAAGCCGUCUAUGGUGCGGAAGAAGUCUGGUGAGCUCGUUCGCCCGGCUCUUCGGCCUACACAACGGAGACCGUCAAGCAUGCCGGGCACACCAGUCUAUGCCAAGGCGGUGCACUUUGACUCGCAAUUAGAACAUAUUCGUCAUUUCUUGCAGCUUGAUAAGCCCUUGGCCGUGAGUGCCCAGACCUCCCCUGUCGAAACUCACGAUGCCGACUUUGAGUUCCCGUUCCCUAAUGUCGCACCUUCGUGGGAGUGGGAGCUUCGGCUUUGCAACUUCCCAAAAAACCUCCCGUCUCAUCCAACCCACCCCGUCCGCUUGGAGAAGCUAUCUCUGUCAAGUGAUAAGAACGUACUGGUGGGUACUGUGGCGGUGGCAAACCUGUCAUUCCACAAGAAGGUGGCUGCUCGGUUUACCUUUGACUUUUGGAGGACUACGUCGGAAAUUGGCGCCGUCUACUGCCAUGAUAUCCGCCGCAGGCAUGCCCAUGACGGGUAUGAUCGGUUUACCUUUGACAUUAAGUUGAAUGAUCAAGUCGACCUCGAGAGCAAGACGAUGUUUGUUUGCAUUCGUUAUAAUGUCGAUGGCAAGGAGUAUUGGGACAACAACCACGGAAUGAACUAUCAGGUUGACUUUUUUAAGACGCUUAAGAAGCCCUCUAAGCCGUCUGAAUCUCGACCUUCUCUUCCACACAGUCGAACAUUUUCUGGGCACUCGUCCCCUGAUCAUCGUUCUUCCUCUUCAUCCUUUAAUGAUUUCCCCAAGGCCGAGGCCAACGUUUCUUUCAGCAGUCCGUUCACUGGCUCCAAACCACUGAAGAGUAAAAAGUCAGUGGACGACAUCGACACCAUCAAGCCACCCAAGCGUCGAGAAAAACCACAUCCUCAGGCAUUUGGCCAUCGCUAUGACUUUGGGGCUUCAUUGAGUGCUGCGAUGCAAGCCAAGUCUCCCCUUGACCGUACCACCCUGACCGCACGAGCACGGUCUGAAAAGCCUGAAGUCAAGUCAAGUGGAGAGGUAACCGAACCCUCGGGUCAACGUUCUCCUACAUUGAAUGAUAACACAAAUGGAGCUCCGGUGGAGGAUGAGAAACCUGCCUCUCUGUUGAAUGGCAAACCAUGCCUUGAGUCCUCGGUGUACAAGGAAUUGGUGGAUCGGUACUGCUUUUAUGGCUCCCCAAAGUCUCAAAGCACAGCACAGACUGCUCCUGUGAAUGUGCCUAGUCAAGACAUUCCACGGCAGUCCACUCCAAAAACUCUCUCCCCCCUCUCUCCCCCCGAUCCAUCGCACCCAUACUCUCCCCGACUCCUGGGUCACCUCGCCAAUCCUGUUCUUCAGUGUCAUCGGCGCCUAUGA